CAUUGUCCGUAUUUCUUAUUCUAAAUUUUAUGUGUAGAUUUGUGGAAUACAAACCAACAUCUUUAGAAAGAAACUACAAGCAUGAUCUUUUGACAGAACAUGAUAUGGGUGUUGUUAUUGACCUAAUAAACCCAAAUACAUAUGCUGUGGAUUUGAAUGCAUCCUUAGACCUUGAGGAUGAAAAGCUUCUUGAAGAAGACAACCUUGGACCCCAAGAUUCCAAAAGAUCACGACAUCACAACAAAGCUGUACCUUGGCUGAAGAAAACUGAGUACAUUUCUACAGAGUUCAACAGAUAUGGAAUUUCUAAUGACAAAACUGAAACAAAGGUUGGAUACAAUGUCAAGAAAUUGUUCAAAGAAGAAAACCUUUAUAUGGACAGAGAAAGUCAAAUUAAUGCUAUUAAUAAAACUUUUGAAGAUGCCCAAAAACCGAUUGAAAAACAUUACAGUAAACCAGGAGUCUAUCCACUGGAAGUGUUGCCUCUGUUUCCUGACUUUGAGUUAUGGAAAUUCCCAUUUGCCCAAGUGACAUUUGACUCGGACCCUGUUCCAAUCAGCCAACUAGAAGAAAUGUCACAGGCAAUGAUCAGAGGAGUAAUGGACGAGAGUGGGGAACAGUUUGUAGCUUAUUUUCUUCCAACGGAAGAUACAACAAGGAAAAGGAAAAGAGAUGAAGAAGAUGCUGUCGAUUAUGUGGAUGAUGAUGAGUAUGACUACAGAAUGGCUAGAGAAUAUAACUGGAAUGUGAAAAAUAAAGCUUCAAGAGGCUAUGAAGAGAAUUAUUUUUUUGUAUUUCGUGAUGGUGAAGCUUACUAUAAUGAGUUAGAAACAAGGGUUCGUCUAAGUAAAAGAAGACUCAAGCCUGGUACUCAGCCUAGCAAGUCAAGGUUGGUUGUACGACACCGUCCACUCAAUGAAACAGAGAUGAAGACUCAGGAGAUAAGAAUGACACAGUUAGAACCUCCCCAAGAAGAAGAGGAGGUUGAAGAGGAAGUUCAGGAGCAGGAGGAGGAGGAAGGUGAAGAGAAAGAUCAGAGUGAACAUGAAGAGCAGGAGGAAGAUGAAGUUGAGAAAAUUGAGGAGGAGCAGAAACAUGAGAGUGAAGAUGAGGAAGAAGAAGAAGAGAAACAAAAGGAGAAUGAGGAAAGUGAGGAAGAGAAUGAUGCCAAAGCUAAGCCCAGUAGUAGUAGCAGUUCAAGCAGCAGCAGUAGCAGUAGUAGUAGUAGCAGUGAAAGUGACAAGUCUUCUAGUGAAAGUGAAGUUGAAGAGGAAGAGGAAGCCAAAAAACGUCGUGAUGAAGAAGAGAUCUUUGGAAGUGCUAGCGAUAGUGACUGAAUUUCUCAGGAUGGGAACUUUAAAGGUUUCAGAACAUAAAAUGUAAUGUUUUUACAAGCAGUAACAUAUAUAAUGUUGAGAAGCUAUUUUAGCGCAACAGAUCGACUUUUCUAAUGAUGAAAACAAAUUAGCAUGAUAUGCAAUUCGUUUUGAAAAUAAAUAACACCAAAGGAUUAGCACUUCAUAUAGUUUUAAAAUAUUGAUUUUAAACAAUUUGAUUGUUUCAUUUUCAAAAUAAGACAUAGGCAUAUCAGAUGCAAGAAGAAACUGUUUUAUUUAUAAUGUUAAAAUAUUGCCUUUCUAAUUAAAAAUUAUGUGCCGGGCAUGUUAAAGUAAGUUUUUUACAGAGAUAUGUCAGCUUAUUCUCAGUACUGAAAGUUUCACUUCAGCAGAUAUGAAUGUGACCAUGGAAUAAACUGGAGUUUUUAGUCUACUCAUGAAUAAAUAUAACAGCCUUUUAUUGUGA
This is a messenger RNA of Limulus polyphemus (Atlantic horseshoe crab), 1803 nucleotides long. RefSeq names its product RNA polymerase II-associated factor 1 homolog (gene atms). Bases 30 to 1337 code for a protein of 435 amino acids. Gene Ontology annotation, cellular component: Cdc73/Paf1 complex. Lineage: Eukaryota; Metazoa; Arthropoda; Merostomata; Xiphosura; Limulidae. The transcript is spliced from 11 exons. Gene Ontology annotation, biological process: transcription elongation by RNA polymerase II. The record is from RefSeq and is a predicted model, not a curated record. Gene Ontology annotation, molecular function: chromatin binding; RNA polymerase II complex binding.